Molecule: messenger RNA, 1742 nt
Organism: Suillus bovinus
Lineage: Eukaryota; Fungi; Basidiomycota; Agaricomycetes; Boletales; Suillaceae
Product: NAD(P)-binding protein
Exons: 9
Coding region: 314-1279 (321 amino acids)
Source: RefSeq, a predicted model, not a curated record
UCCGUUACCUGAAAAAUGGGAUCAUUGAAGCUCAUUCGGUGACUUGGUCGCAUUUCUGGUCAAAUUGUCGUAUUAUUUCCUGACAGCGGUCUCCCAUAUUGAAGAAGGAUAGUGCAUCCCCCUUUUCAAGUCGACGAACAGACGAAUUUUCGAGACCCUUGGAGUUGCUUCGGAAUUUGGCUUAUUGCAGUGCUGCCGCUGCAGCGCGCGUACUACGACAACCGUGUGAUGGACACACGGCUGGCUACCUGUGUUCAACAUCUACCUCCCAAUUUUCUGCUCCUUUCUUGUUGCAUUUAUUUAUUCCAGCACCAUGGGUUUCUUCUCAAAAUCAUUCAACCCAGUCACCGAUCUCCCAGACUUGUCCGGUAAAGUCAUACUUAUCACUGGUGGAAACGCGGGUAUCGGCUACUCAACUGUGAAACACCUGGCGCGUCGUGGUGCUAAGGUGUACAUGGCCGCACGCAACCAAACCAGGGCAGAGGAGGCGAUCGGGAAACUGAAAGCAGAAGGGUUAGGUCCUGGGAAUGGUGAUGUUAUCUGGCUGGAACUUGAUUUGAAGGACCCUCGAAAUGCGAAGAAAGCGGCGGAGGAGUUUAUGAAGCGGGAGAAGAGAUUGGAUGUUCUCAUUCACAAUGCUGCAGUGCUGCUUGAGGACUAUGCCAUAACACCGGAUGGAGUCCAGGAGAUAGUGAUGGUCAACGUUAUCAGUCAUAUCGUCCUGACACGUACUCUUCAACCGCUGCUGGACCAGACCGCAGCAGAACCAAAUUCAGACGUCCGCAUAGUCGUCGUCGCUUCAGAGGGUCACCGGUUGGUAUCAGGGGAAUCUCAUUUCCGCAACCUUGAUGAUUUCAACAAGGAGUUCAAGAGUUCGCUUUCCCCCAGCUUCGCGCGGUAUUGCAUGUCGAAACUCAUGAAUAUACUCUACGCUUUUGAACUUCAACGACACCUUACCGCUGCUGGUUCUCCUAUUACCGUCAUCGCCAUUCACCCUGGAACAGUCAACACUUUCUCCCAUAAACCGCCCCUAGCUAACUUCGAGUUCAUCGUCAAGCCCAUUCUGUCCCUCUUCUUUGUACAUCCAGACGAGGGUGCAUAUAACUCUGCGUUUGCAGCUGCUUCAGAAGAAGUGGCUAAGCAGCGCGAGAAAUACAAGGGUAUGUAUUUAAUGCCGGUAGGCAAGCUAAAAGAGCCGACUAAGGUGGCAAGGGAUGAGGGGCUUGCAAAGGAGCUUUGGGAUACUGUGGAUAGGUUUUUGGAGGAGAAGGGGAUUUGAACAAAGUCUUGUUUUAUUGACGAGCUGGUAUUGAUGCAUGACGGACAGCCGCACCUCUAAGAGGUAUCGAACGGACAAAGACGCUGAUCUUAUCACCAAAUUACGAUGGAACAAUUGUUCCUGUUGAUAUGUUAUCAUGUACCGUUGGUGCCCAUCCAGACUGCGUUUUUCCUCUCUCUUUGUUUAGUGCGUCAUUGUAUCAUGUCUUACAUAUUAUUGUAUGUCAUUCUUGGCCCUCAGUCUGUUGCAUUAAUGUCGAAAAUCGAAUCUCUGAAAUCUCUAGAAAGUGCAUAUCGAAAGGGGAAGCAGGCAAGAUCUGUUUCAAAACGAGCAUGUGCAGGAAAAUUGAGCUUCCAGGCUGCUACGUAGGACAGCAAGAUGUCUUCAGAUCAUGGUAAACAGCACAAAGAACGGUAAGCAUCUGCAUAAGUGAGCCAGAGCGUGCUCAGCACGCAACCUUUCU